UUCCUGUUGGUCAGACCAAUUUGGAUUUGUUCAGUCACCUGUCUGCCUCAUUUCCAAACAAUCACAAUCACAUCAUCAGUGUGGCAGAGUUUUGUCUUUUCUAUCCCCUUGCUUUUUUGGAUGAAGAGAUGGCCAUCAAGUGAGUUUCUGUACUUUUCAUUUUUUGGGGGGCAUUGAACAUUUCCAGCCAUUUACAGCAGCCAUGUGGAAAAUGACAAGACGGAUUUCGCUUUCCGGGAGAUUAUGCUGCUUUCUCAAGGACCCGUUGGAGGACGUCGACGCUUGGAGCGAGUCGGUGGACAAUGUCCUCACUUGUAAAAACGGUCAGUUAGCUUUCCGGGAGUCCUUGCAGUCGGAGCACAGCGAGGAGAACCUCCUGUUUUGGCUUGCAUGUGAGGAGUAUAAAAAAAUUAAGAAUGUCCCAGAGAUGAUCUCUUCUGCCAACAGGAUCUACUCUGAGUUUGUUCAAACAGAAGCACCCAAACAGGCUCAAACUCACCCUAAUGCGAACAAGCACUGUCAAAAAAGGACGAAUGGAAAAUAUGGAUUACAGUGCAUGAUCAACAUCGAUUGUGUUACCCGGGAAAAAAUUACAAAUAACAUCUCUCAGCCGACGUUGACUUCGUUCGACACGGCUCAGAGGCUCAUCUACUCUCUGAUGGCCAGAGAUUGCUACCCACGCUUCCUCAAGUCUGACAUCUAUCAAGGACUUCUGAGGAAAACCGACUUAAGGUGACUCUUUUAAAGCCGGCAGACCCGCAGACAUGCAAAAUCGCUCUCACCUUGUUCUGUAGUACGACUACGUGUGAUUUCACUGGAUGUCUGGAUUCUGCCCUGCAACGCAGUUCCACGUGUUCUCAACCUGUGUGAUUCAGUAGACGCUCGCAGCCCGAGGCAAUUUUCAGCUUGUAUUAUACUAUCUCUUUUAUUUAUGAAGGUAAUAUAAUUUUUUUUAAGUAUUUGAAGAGAUUGUGAGCUAAGAUUUCUUUACUCUGCCCACUCCACUAUCAUAAGGACUCCCCUGAAGUAUUAUCGACAUUAUUCAAUUCAAUACAAAAAUAAAAUAUGCUCCAACACAUUUUGACUUUUGAAACUUGGUACAAACUUUUGAUGUGUUACGAAUUAAAAGUGGAACUCAUGAAAUGAAAAGAAUGAUAUUUCAUUCGGGUAAACCAUUAGAUGACCCCAGAUCAACCCUGCUUUACCUCAUUCCCUGCCAGCCAUUUCCAGGAAUCCGAACCACGAGAGUGCCAUCCAGUUUAGAGCAUUCUGGCAGAUUUUUCAAGACCCACACAGUAUUGUGCUCUAUGAUUAUUUAUACGCCGAAUCUACCCAAUGACUGACUCUUUACUUUCAAUGGAAAAACAAUUAAAUUGCGAACUCAUCAGAAUUCAAUUAAAACAUGAAGCGCCAAGAACGAUUUUUUUUUUUUAACCUCAAUCAUUGUGGGUGGUGGGUUGAUGCUUUCCCUCUAAAUUUCAAGCGCUUCUAGUGCAGCAGUGAGGCAGACACGCCAGUAGAGGGUAGUAGUGCGAGAUUUUAGAUUUAAAAUCGGUUCUGUUUGCCAACUGAUUAAAGAGUCGAUACCUUGUCGUACGGCAGCACUCAACAACGGCUUCUGAAACAUACAUUCGAACAGGGAACAUAUAUGCAUAGAAUUCACAUACAACGUAUUGUGAUAUUUUGGCAAAAGUAUAUUUGUAAAAAAUGGGGGUUGGGGGGGCACAAUAAUUAUUUUGAAAAUCUGACGAGGAUGACCAGGUGUUUCCGGGGAACAGCCACUCACGGCUGAAGUGCCUUUCUGAUGAGUUCGCAAAGUAAUUGUUUUUCCAUUGAAAGUAAAUAGCCAGUCGUUGGGUAGAUUCGGUGUAUAAAUAAUCAUAGAGCACAGUAUUGGGUGGGUCUUGAAAAAUCUGUCAAAAUGCUCUAAACUGGAUGGCAUUCUAUUGGUUCGGAUUACUGAAAAUGGCUGCAAGUGAAUGAGGUAAAAGUAGGGUUGAACUUGGGUCAUCUAAUGUUUUACCCUAAUGAACGAGGUCACCAAAAUAUUUUUGAUACAUUGCAAGCUCAAUACCAUUAUUAACCCCAACCACAAUAAUAAAGAUUCAUUUAAGCCCUGAUUGUCAUUGAAAGCUGAGAAGCCACAAUCUUCGUAAAGGAUGUGAUUUGGACCGUAUUAGAUUUGUUGGCCGCAUGAAUAAGACCCAGGUGUGUAUUCCAGUUCCCGCAGAGGACUGAGGUCUGCAAAUGAACACCUGCAUGGCAACCGAGUUCUUUACGUUACAUAACAAGGAGGAAUAUGACCCACUUCCUUAUCAACAGUGUGUUUAGCUUAAAUCAUCACCAAAGGGAAAUUUACUUUUACAGACAGUUCUGUUUGGUUUCUUCUUUUUGAUCAUGUGCAGGUCCUGUUUUUAUUUCAUAGUUCCCAUUGCUAAUGCAAAUGAAAACUAUACUGCAUUUCAACGAUUGUACGGCUCAGACCCUUGCGAUGAAGAAGUGCGACAAUAUUUUUGUGAACAAAUGCAAUAAAGAAGUAUAAACUCAAAGAAUA
Hippocampus comes (tiger tail seahorse) is the source of this 2554-nucleotide messenger RNA. Its product is annotated as regulator of G-protein signaling 21-like. The record is from RefSeq and is a predicted model, not a curated record. Lineage: Eukaryota; Metazoa; Chordata; Actinopteri; Syngnathiformes; Syngnathidae. Bases 203 to 736 code for a protein of 177 amino acids. The transcript is spliced from 5 exons.